AUGAAAAACAUUAUCUCAAUCGCCGUCCUUGCUGGCCUGACCACGGCCUAUAGUGGCGACCUAACCUAUUACGCCGCUGGUGUCGGAUCCUGCGGUGUCACGAACACCGACAGUGACGCCAUCGUCGCCCUCUCUCUUCCCAUGAUGGCCAACGGCGGCAACCCAAACACCAAUCCCAAAUGUGGGUCGAAAAUCAGCAUUCACAACCCCACUUCCGGUCAGACAGCCCAGGCUACCGUGGUCGACUCGUGCGCGGGGUGUGCCAUGUAUGAUAUUGACGUCUCGGGGUCCCUGUUUACGACACUGGCGGGAGGACUUUCGGCAGGCAGGGUGUCGGUGGACUGGGAAUUCCAAGGGCAGGUACCCAAGCUCAAAGAGCGACGGAAGAAUCGUCUCUGUUGGGGCAGCUGGAUAUGCUAA
This is a messenger RNA of Letharia columbiana, 420 nucleotides long. RefSeq lists its product as uncharacterized. The record is from RefSeq and is a predicted model, not a curated record. The coding region runs from base 1 to 420 and encodes 139 amino acids. The transcript has 3 exons. NCBI's taxonomy places the organism in Eukaryota, Fungi, Ascomycota, Lecanoromycetes, Lecanorales, Parmeliaceae.